Messenger RNA from Carassius auratus (goldfish), 917 nucleotides. RefSeq names its product protein FAM19A4-like. Lineage: Eukaryota; Metazoa; Chordata; Actinopteri; Cypriniformes; Cyprinidae. Gene Ontology annotation, molecular function: receptor ligand activity. The record is from RefSeq and is a predicted model, not a curated record. Bases 271 to 660 code for a protein of 129 amino acids. The transcript is spliced from 6 exons.
CAGACAUUCACGAAUCCUCUUCCUGAAGACUUUGCUGAACCAGUUUUGAACAAAUGCAUGAAGAGGAGGGACACUCGUUUUCAUGAAGAAAUACAGGCCUUGCAUAUAAUGAAAAUGAUAACAAGGGUGAUGCUACGGAACCUCAGAUAUUAUUUUGUGUCUGAUGGCUCGCAGAUGACAGAACAUUAAGUGAAGUGUCAUUCUAAAUUCAGGAAAAUGCAAAAAUACAUUGGAAAAGAGAAAUCUGCGUGAAGCUUAUCUACAGGAAUAAUGUUAAGCAGAAACCAGGGGCUCUUCUGCUUCUGUGUGUGGCUCCUGUGCUCUCAGUCAGUGUCCAGCAACAACCAAAGCUCUCGAGGCCCAACCGGUCGGUCUGAAGUUAAGCCGGGUACCUGUGAAGUGGUGGCAGUUCAUCGCUGCUGUAAUAAGAAUAAAAUAGAGGAGAGGUCUCAGACGGUCAAGUGCUCAUGUCUUCCUGGACAGGUUGCUGGGACCACCCAUGCUCAACCUUCAUGUGUAGAUGCGUCUAUCGUGCGGAUGAAGUGGUGGUGUCAAAUGGAGCCGUGCUUAAAUGGUGAAGAGUGUAAAGCGUUGCCUGACCUCACCGGCUGGUCCUGCAGCUCUGGGAGCAAAAUCAAAACUACCAAGGUCACGCGGUAAAGCAACGCUUCUGUGGACAUGUGAUGACAACUCAUAAUUUCACACGAGCAUAUUUUAAAAUCAGACCUGCAAAUGUCAACAAAAAUGCACGCUCGAGCAGAACCAUGUGAACCGUGAACAAAGACUGUGAGAAGAGUUUAAAUGAUGCAAGGCACUGGCUUCGAGGAACCUAAAUAUGUCUAGUUCAGAUAAAUUCUGUUAUUUUUAACUUUGUUCGUCAAGAAUCCUGAGAAAUAUCAUUAUUUCCAUAAAAAAUA